Messenger RNA from Thecamonas trahens ATCC 50062, 2256 nucleotides. RefSeq lists its product as uncharacterized. The record is from RefSeq and is a predicted model, not a curated record. The coding region runs from base 1 to 2256 and encodes 751 amino acids. The transcript is spliced from 3 exons. Lineage: Eukaryota; Apusomonadida; Apusomonadidae.
AUGGACGGCUCGUAUGGCUAUGAGUUUGACGAGUACGACGCCGAGUUUGCGGCGGCGGGACCACCGGCGGGUGACUCGCUGGACUCGGACUCGUAUGGUCGUCGUGGUCGUGGUCGUGGUGAGGUCGAGGCUGAGGUCGAGGUCGGGGAUGGAGCCGGAGCUGCAACAGGAGGCGGAGGAACGGCCAAACCGGCCUUUGAUUGGUCGGCCUUUGGCCAGGUCCGUGAGCUGGAGGAACAGAAUGCAGAGCACGUUCUUGAGCUUGAUGCAUUGAGGAGAGAUAAUGCUCGGCUCCGGGCCAAGGUGGAGGAUCUGGCGGAGAAGGCAGCGCGCAAGUUCCAGCCCGAGUCAUCAGAGAGGGCGCCCGAGCCGGCAGCCGGCGCUGGCGCAUACGACAUGCGCGACGCCAAGAUCGUUAAGCUGACCAAGGCCAAGCGCUCGCUCACGGUUGCACUGGAGCGAGAGCGGACGCGGUCAGCGACAUUGCAGACCCAGCUCGAUGCUACUAAGCCCGGGUUUGAGUUUGCGGUGGCGCAUCUGCCGCCGGCGCGCGCUGCCGAGUUCCGCCAGCUGCUUGGCGGACAGACUGUAGUGUCGCCGGCCAAGAAGAGCAGCGGCAAGAGCAGCAGUCGGAGUGGUGGCGCUGGGCCGCCUGGGCCGGACACCGGCGCCGGACGCGAGCUGGCCAAGUCGCUGUCGCGGGCGCAGGCGCGCAACCGCGAGUACCGACUGGUCAUCGAGAAGCUCAAGACCGAGCUCAAGGCGACCCAGCGGGCGUUGGUCCGCGAAGUGGGCGAUAAUGUGCCGCUGGAGGAGGUCCUUGUGGAGGGCUCCGGGUGGCGCGGGCGGGCCGAGACCAUCUCGCUGCUCUCGGACAAGAUCCGCAAGCUCAAGAAGCAACUGGCAGCCGGAGUCAACUACCUCGACCAGACUGGGGUGCCGACGGCGACGUCAUUUGACGACAAGCAUGCGUCGACCAUCCGGGCGUUGGAAGAGUCCAAGGUCGACCAGAUUAUGCGGCUGGAGCGGACCAUCGAGAUGCAGAACACAGAGCUCUCUGAGCUCAAGCUCAAGAUCCGCGGCAAGGCGUCGCGGACAACGGCGCUGGAGAAGGAUAUGAAGAUGCUCCGCGAAAAGGUCCAGGUCCUCCUCUCCAAGACCUCCAACGACGACGAGCUCAUCCAGGCGCUGCAAGCCAAAUUGUCGACGACCCAGGCGGCGCUGGACGCCAAGCCGCGCAAGUACGGCGCGUCGGCGACCGGCCGCUCACCGUUCCUCACCGAGGUCCCGCCGUCGGCAGCAUCGUCUCGCAACGGGCGCGGCCCGCGCCGGCUGCGGCCGCUCUCGGGCCCACCAAAGCGACCGGCCAAGAUCGACGUCCACACCAUGCCCGAGUACCUCGAGCUUGAGAAGCAGGCCAAGCAGCUCGAUGGCGCGCUGCGCGAGACCCGCAAGCAAGUCGAUGUCCAAGAGAAGAUUGUGCUCCAGCUGCAGCGUGAAGUCGAAGAUCUCCACCACACCAUCGACGAGCAGGCGCACUCGCUCAGCCAGGCCGACAAGGAGCUGCGCGAGCUGCGCGACGAGGCUGCAGAUGCCCGCGCCGCAGCGCGCGCCGCCGCCAUGGCUUCGGUUGUCACGUCGCCGGGCGGCGACAAGGCAGAGCGCGAGAGCCGCGAGAGCCGCGAGGCGGGCGAGACACGCCAAGGUCACGAGAGUCGCAAGCCGCGCGAGGCGAACAAGCCGGGGGUGUACGUGGCACACCCGGAGCUGCUGGAUGUGAUCGAGCUGAAGACGAACCUGGAGGCGCUGGCGCACGAGAACGACGAGCUCUCAGCCCACAUUGAUUCGCUCCGGCACCAGUUGGACGAGACACACAACCACUCGCUCAAGCUCGAGUCUGUCCGGGCGUCACUGGCGUCACAGCUGCAGUCGGCCAAGGAGGCACUGGCGGCGAAGCGGUCUCGCGAGCCGCCCCGUCGCCUCCAGCUUGCGCUCGACACCAACGAGGCGCUCAAGAAGACGUAUGCAGCCCAGAUCGACUCGAAGGAUGACGAGCUGGCGAUGUACCACUCGCUGCUGAAUGAGACCCGCGCAUCGUUCCACGCCGCGCUGGCCGAGGUGAAGGAGCGCGUUGAGACUGAGAUCGAAGAGAAUCGCGCGGCGCGCGAGCAGGACCACAACAGCAGAUUCGGGCAUGGACGACGCCCGUCUCAAAAGCCGCGGAGCAGCCUCAAGCAGAAGAGCCGAAGGUCGUAA